Molecule: messenger RNA, 1580 nt
Organism: Echinops telfairi (small Madagascar hedgehog)
Lineage: Eukaryota; Metazoa; Chordata; Mammalia; Afrosoricida; Tenrecidae
Gene: SQOR
Product: sulfide quinone oxidoreductase
Exons: 10
Coding region: 97-1329 (410 amino acids)
Cellular component (GO): mitochondrion
Molecular function (GO): FAD binding; sulfide:quinone oxidoreductase activity
Source: RefSeq, a predicted model, not a curated record
GCCAGGCAGGGUGGCCCGCGUCUCUCCAGGCAGCUGCUGCUGUGCCAACGCUGUGGCCUGAGGCUCCGCUCGCCCCUGGCCCGACCCACCUGAACGAUGACCCCGAUGGUUCCCAUGGCGUCUGGCCCUCGCCUCCGGCUCUUUGCCUGCUUCCGCAGGCUGGCCACCCCACAGGUGGGCCCACUUCAGCUGCACACAGGAGCCAGCUGUGCAGCCAAGAACCACUAUGACGUGCUGGUGCUGGGUGGGGGCAGUGGUGGCAUCACGAUGGCCUCCCGCAUGAAGAGGAAAGUGGGUGCUGAGAAUGUGGCCAUUGUUGAGCCCAGCGAGAGGCAUUUCUAUCAGCCCAUCUGGACGCUGGUGGGGGCUGGUGCCAAACCGUUAUCCUCCUCUGGCCGUCCCACCGCGAGUGUGAUCCCAGCUGGGGUGGAAUGGAUCAAGGCGAAAGUGUGUGAACUUAAUCCAGACAAGAACUGCAUCCACACAGACAGCGGCAAGGAGAUCUCCUACAAAUAUCUGAUUCUUGCUCUUGGCAUCCAGCUGAACUACGAGAAGAUUAAAGGCCUACCAGAAGGUUUUGCUCAUCCCAAAAUAGGGUCCAAUUACUCAGUGAAGACAGUGGAGAAGACAACAGGGAAGAGACCCAAGGCCAAUAUCAUGUUCAACACUUCUCUUGGAGCCAUUUUUGGGGUGAAGAAGUAUGCAGAUGCCCUGCUGGAGAUCAUCCGGGAGAGGGACCUCACCAUCAACUACAAGCAAAACCUCAUUGAAGUCCGAGCUGACAAACAAGAGGCCGUUUUCGAGAAUCUGGACAAACCUGGGGAGACCCAAGUGAUUUCAUAUGAAAUGCUCCAUGUCACCCCGCCCAUGGGCCCACCAGACGUCAUCAAGACGAGUCCCGUGGCGGAUGCUGCUGGCUGGGUGGACGUGGACAGAGAAACCCUGCAGCACACGAGAUACCCGAAUGUGUUUGGGAUUGGGGAUUGCACCAACCUGCCUACAUCAAAGACCGCGGCUGCCGUGGCCGCUCAGUCGGGAAUCCUCGACAGAACCAUUUCCCUGGUUAUGAAGAACCAGACGCCAGUGAAGAAGUAUGAUGGCUACACAUCUUGCCCACUGGUCACUGGCUACAACCGUGUGAUUCUCGCGGAGUUUGACUACAAUGCUCAGCCUCUGGAAACAUUUCCCUUUGACCAGAGCAAAGAACGCCUCUCCAUGUACCUCAUGAAAGCCGACUUGAUGCCUUUCCUCUACUGGAAUAUGAUGCUCAGGGGCUACUGGGGAGGACCAGCCUUUCUACGGAAGUUGUUCCAUUUGGGUAUGAGUUAAGGUCAACUUGGCUCAACCCUGGCUCCCCUUGGAUGGCAUCUAGAUCAAAACGAUAUGCACCGAUUGAUCAACAAUAGUAGUAUGAAGGAGGCAGAGUCUAACCCUGUAAAGAGUUUACUUUGGACAGUGGUGACCAAAUUCCCCCUUGUCAGUGUCUCCACGCAGCCAACCCUUGGAAGGGCUUGAUUCUUGGGAAGCAUCCCAAUACAAAGAACAGACUUCUGUUUUCUAAAUAAAAGCUUUUUUGUUGA